AUGGAGACCCAACUCAAAGCCCCCAAUGGAAAGUCGUGGAGUCAGCCACGGGGCUUGUUUAUCAAGAAUGAGUUUGUCAAAAGCAGCAACGAGCAAACGCUGACCUCGGUGAACCCUACGACUGAGGAGGAAAUAUGUUCUGUCUAUGCAGCCACUGCCGAUGAUAUCGACCAGGCAGUCAAGGCCGCUCGCAGGGCCUUCAAGCAUCCCUCGUGGAAACAGCUGUCUGGUACGGAGCGCGGCGUUCUGAUGAACAAGCUUGCGGAUCUGGUGGGCGAGCAUGCCGAAGUUCUAGCCGCAAUCGAAUGCAUGGACAACGGCAAGCCCUACAGCGCGGCUCUGACCGGCGAUGUUGUGGAUGUGCAGAACGUGCUCAGAUACUACGCCGGCUAUGCCGACAAGAAUUUUGGCCAGGUCAUCGAUGUUGGCCCGACCAAGAUGGCGUAUACCGUCAAGGAACCUCUUGGGGUUUGCGGCCAGAUCAUCCCCUGGAACUAUCCCCUCUCCAUGGCCGGCUGGAAGCUCGGCCCUGCGUUGUGCUGCGGCAACACCAUCGUUCUCAAGCUUGCUGAGCAGACCCCGCUCUCCAUGCUCUACUUUGGAAACUUGAUCAGAGCGGCUGGCUUUCCUCCAGGCGUCGUCAACAUUGUCAAUGGCCAUGGACGAGAGGCCGGUGCAGCUCUCGUGCAACAUCCAGACGUGGACAAAGUUGCUUUUACGGGUAGUACUGCAACGGGAAAGGAGAUUAUGAAGAUGGCCUCCAGCACCAUGAAGAACAUCACGUUGGAAACAGGAGGCAAAUCCCCGCUGAUCGUGUUCGAGGAUGCCGACCUCGACCUUGCCGCUCGGUGGUCUCACGAAGGGAUCAUGAGCAACCAGGGCCAGAUCUGCACUGCAACCUCGCGGAUUCUCGUCCACGAGUCAGUCUACGACGCCUUUGUCGACAAGUUCAAGUCCACAGUCAAGAGGGUGUCUGUCCUCGGCGACCCAUUCGAGGAGUCCACCUACCAGGGACCUCAGGUCACAAAGACACAAUACGAUCGAGUCUUGGCCUAUAUCCAGGCCGGCAAGGAAGAGGGCGCAACGAUCGCCAUGGGAGGUGAAGCGGUCUCACACAAGGGGAAAGGCUUCUUUGUUAGCCCUACAGUUUUCACAGAUGUCAAGCCAUCCAUGAGGAUCUAUCGGGAAGAGAUCUUUGGGCCGUGCGUCGCCAUCGCCUCCUUCAAGACGGAAGAAGAGGCCGUAGCACUUGCCAACGACACGACCUACGGACUGGGGUCGGCCCUCUUUACCCGCGAUCUGACAAGGGCCCACAGAGUCGCCCGCGAGUUGGAGGCCGGCAUGGUCUGGAUAAACAGCAGCAACGACUCUGAUUUCCGGGUGCCGUUUGGCGGCGUCAAGCAGUCGGGCAUCGGCCGCGAGUUGGGAGAGGCUGGCUUGGCGGCAUAUUGUAACACCAAGGCCAUUCAUGUCAACAUGAGAGCGUAG
Messenger RNA from Thyridium curvatum, 1488 nucleotides. RefSeq lists its product as uncharacterized. Gene Ontology annotation, molecular function: oxidoreductase activity, acting on the aldehyde or oxo group of donors, NAD or NADP as acceptor. The record is from RefSeq and is a predicted model, not a curated record. Bases 1 to 1488 code for a protein of 495 amino acids. The transcript is spliced from 2 exons. Lineage: Eukaryota; Fungi; Ascomycota; Sordariomycetes; Thyridiales; Thyridiaceae.